This is a messenger RNA of Adineta ricciae, 615 nucleotides long. The record is from the annotation of a GenBank genome assembly. NCBI's taxonomy places the organism in Eukaryota, Metazoa, Rotifera, Eurotatoria, Adinetida, Adinetidae.
AUGAACGGACGCGAUCAUUCGCAUGAACAGAAUGAAGAAAAAAAUAUGCCAACAUCAUUGCAAAACCCGUCGCUAGUUGUCAAUUCAAUGUUGACGGCCUUAGCUCAAAGUUUACUUCCGUCGUCAACAAAUCAACAACAACUUCUCGCUGAUCUACAAGCAGCAGCUACCUUAGUAACUAAACAAAAGAUAUCACCAACAAAUGGCAAUACUCCUCUUGAAUUAGCAUCAUCUACUCGUACAGAUAAUCACGAUAAUUUACCACAUGUAACUCAAGCUAAACGACGUGCAACACACAAUGCUGUAGAGCGACGACGCCGUGAUCGUAUAAAUCAACAUAUUCAACAGCUAUCAAAACUGAUUCCGGAUUGUAGUAAUUAUGUUAAGAAUCAAAGUAAAACAGCUGUAUUAGAGAAAACAAUUGCAUAUGUUCAUGAACUUCGAACACAAAAUCUUGCUCUAGUUAAACAAACAGUCGAUGCUGGCAUUAUACUUCACGAGAAUGAUGCAUUGCGAGAUCGAAUUCGAAUCAUUGAACAAGAAAAUGGCGUUUUGAAAUCUUUGUUAACCAAACAAAGUCUAUUAGGCAGCAAUGAAUCUCCGUCGACAGCAUGA